ACUGUGUCUUUGCUGCUUGAUCCUGUGUCUUUGCUGCUUGAACCUGUCUUUGCUGCUUGAUCCUGGUGCAGUUGAUGCCAUUAAUGCAGUUGCUCCGCAUGUCCGUGUAUACGCACUUUCGAUGCACUUUCGAUGCACUUCUACUGCACUUUCGAUGCUCUUUCGAUGCUCUUUCGAUGCACUUUUAAUGCACUUCUAGUGCACUUUCGAUGCACUUCCAACGCACUUUCAAUGCACUUUCAAUGCACUUCCAAUGCACUCCUAUUGCACUUCCAAUGCACUUUCAAUGCACUUCCAAUGCACUCCUAUUGCACUUCCAAUGCACUUUCAAUGCACUUCCAAUGCACUCCUAUUGCACUUCCAAUGCACUUUCAAUGCACUUCCAAUGCACUCCUAUUGCACUUCCAAUGCACUUUCAAUGCACUUUCCAUUGAAUGCACAUCCAAUGCGCAUCUAAUGCACUUCCAAUGCAUCUUCUCCAUUCUCCCUUUUCCAGUAAACCUCCUCUUUCUCCAACGCUGCCGUGGGCCGAGAAUCCAGUACACCUCCUCUUUCUCCAAUGUGCCGUCGGCCGAGAAUGCAAUCCACACACAUCUCUCCAGACCCUCCCACCAGGCAAUUCCUCAAUUCUCAAGUCCUCGGAAAUCGUCUGAGCCCACAACCCCGCGUCCUGAAAUCUUCAUAUCCAGCCCACCCCGCGUCCUGAAGUCUUCAUAUCCAUCCCACCCCGCGUCCUGAAAUCUUCAUGUCCAUCCCACCCCGCGUCCUGAAGUCUUCAUGUCCAGCCCACCCCGCGUCCUGAAGUCUUCAUAUCCAUCCCACCGCGCGUCCUGAAGU
Didymella exigua CBS 183.55 is the source of this 837-nucleotide messenger RNA. RefSeq lists its product as uncharacterized. The transcript has a single exon. Bases 133 to 738 code for a protein of 201 amino acids. The record is from RefSeq and is a predicted model, not a curated record. Lineage: Eukaryota; Fungi; Ascomycota; Dothideomycetes; Pleosporales; Didymellaceae.